Messenger RNA from Suillus clintonianus, 3040 nucleotides. RefSeq names its product fungal-specific transcription factor domain-containing protein. Gene Ontology annotation, molecular function: DNA-binding transcription factor activity, RNA polymerase II-specific; DNA binding; zinc ion binding. Gene Ontology annotation, biological process: regulation of DNA-templated transcription; DNA-templated transcription. The transcript is spliced from 6 exons. The record is from RefSeq and is a predicted model, not a curated record. The coding region runs from base 64 to 2856 and encodes 930 amino acids. NCBI's taxonomy places the organism in Eukaryota, Fungi, Basidiomycota, Agaricomycetes, Boletales, Suillaceae.
CCGAGUGAAAACGGUUCAAUACGGUUCAAUUUCUGAUUUCAAUUCCUCCCUUCUCUAGGCGUCAUGGCCGACGACCAACAACGUUCAAAGACACUACCAAGAUCAACAAACGUUAGGUCAAGAACGAGUCCACCACCAAACGAGCACGACCCAAGACCACCAACAAAGAGAGCGAGAAAAGCUAUCAAUUGUGAGCCAUGUAGAAAUUCAAAACUCAAGUGUGAUAGAAAUCGACCAUGCUCAAGUUGUGUUUUAAGAGGCACUAUCGCAUUAUGCUACCAGGAUGCUCGUGGUCAUGAAUCUGACUUGAAUUUGCGUUCAGAUGACCAAAACGCUUCAAGAGUAGAUCCAAUGCAAGAAAUAACUCGUCUAAAACACAGCGUAUCACUACUCGAAACUUUCAUCAUCGCAAACCACAGAAAUCUCCCUUUCAAACGUCCACUAGACCCAACCCCUUCAGGUCCACCAAGUCCACUCAAGAAAGAGCCUCAAGAUUCUGACUCGGUCGACCCAGACAAUGCACCCGGUAUGCUCGGCUCCCAGGGACAUGGAGGUUUCUACGCUGGUACUACCUCAGUCGUCACUCACCUCACAAUGAACGAAUCGAGAUCCUCAGACGACACAAUGGACAGACAUCCCUCACAAGAAGGUCUCGUCACAGACGAAAUCGCUGCUUCAACUCACGAAUACGACAGAGAUCUCCUCGAAGUUCUCCCAGCACUCGAAACAAUCGACGCUCUCAUCAUCUACUAUUUCGAAUACUGCAAUUGGAUAUACCGCCAUGUAAACCAACCAGCAUUCACCUCCGCAUGGUCUCGUUUCAAGAGUGGCUCCUCUCCAGAUAGAGUCGUCCUCGCGACUGUCUGCAUGAUCAUGGCCAUCGCAGUCCAUUACUUGCCAAAUCGCGACCCCCUCAUCGCACACCUCGCAGAUAACCACGAGGAACUCGGCGGUCGCUUCUACGGCGUCAUGCGCACAGCACUCGAUCGACAUCGUGCAGAGUGCAGAACAUACACCCUCGAACUCGUCGAGUGUCUCCUCAUUCGCUGUCAUUACCUCACCCUCAGCAAAACAGAUAGCGAGGAAAUUUGGGCAGUUCGCGGAGAAUUAGUCAGCAUGGGCCUCGCAAUGGGACUACACCGCGACCCAACCAGGUGGAGAAUGAACAAGGAACUCGCAGAGAGAAAGCGUUGGGCAUGGUGGCACAUCAUACUACUCGAACGAUGGCAAGCCUUCAUGUUUGGUCGUCCCCUUGCCGUAGCUUCCCACAACUUUGACACCCAAUUUCCCUCCAUCUCCCCAAUCACUCCCACAAACCCACCACAACCACGCGUCUACGCACCAAAUCUCGCACUCUUCCGCCUCGCUUACAUUCUAGGCGACAUCAUGGACACCGCUGUCUCUCUGCGCGCCGUCCCAUACGAAACAAUCAUGGCACACGAUAAAGCUCUCGCCAAUUGGAUGGACAGCUUGCCCCAGGAGCUCGAUCUGGACGAAUUCAGAAUCGCACGCGCCCUCGCAAGCCCAGACACCGUCACGAGAAGACUAGGCGUACAAAGCGUCAUCAUCCGAACAAGCUACUACCACAUCCGCUUCACCCUCCACAGACCAUACGCCUCCGCAUCCAUCUCACCCUCCCUCUUCCCCCGCGACAAAGACAAACACGACAAGGCCGACAAAGAACCAAAAGACACCGCCAAAUCCGAACGCCAAGCAAACAGCCUCGAUAUAGCAGUAGGCAGCGCCGACAAACUCAUCACCCUCGUCGAUCACGCCCGCCCAGACUUUCUCGCAAACGCCAGCCUAGCAGUACCAGGCCACAUGUCCUGGGGCCCCUUCCACGUAUUCAGCGCAGCCAUGUUCUUCUCCUUCCAACUCAUCUCAAACCCAAACCAACCAGGCGCAGGCCUCUUCCGCGCAAACAUCAAGAAAGCGCUCGGCACUCUCGAAUUAAGCCGCGGACAAGCAGUCGCAGACCGCGCACUCGAUAUCCUAGGCGCCCUCCAACCCCUCUACGAAAUCGGAUUCGCAGAUAUGGAAGCAAGCGAGCGCGAAGCCGUCAAAGGACGCGUCCUAGGGCUCGUCAAAACCCUCGCAUUCCCAUAUCACGACCAAGCACGUUCAUCACGAGGUGGGACAGGCGAUAGCCCACACAACUACUCGGGCGGCAGUCCGAGCGGAUACCUUGGCAGCCCAGGGGGCGGGUACGCAGCUGGGAGUCCUAAUAAUAGCGUGGCGGCUUUUGGCGGAAGCCCGAAUGCGAGCGCGAGAAGGGGCAGCGUAGAUUACCCACCUCACACGCAUCCGGCUCAACCGCGAUACGUCCCGCCUAAUUCGUCCCCGCCUUAUCCAUACCCUGAGAAUAGGGGGUAUAGUGAUGUGAGGGGGUCAUAUGACGGUGCGAGGUAUGGGGAGGGUGCUUCGAGGACGGCGCCGCCUGCUGCUGGUUCGACGGCUUCGACGACUACGAGUACGUAUCCGGAUGCGCCACCUCCUGCACCUGCGCGAAAUCCGUAUCCGCCGUCUGGGUCUGGGUCUGGGUCUGGAUCAGGGUCAGGGUCAGGGGCGGGAUCUGGCAAUCCGUACCCCGCACCACCGCCAUCGCAGACACAACCAUACUCUGAUUCCGUACGUUCCUAUCCACCCUCGUCUGAUACCAAACAUGGUGUUCAAGGGCCCUACCCCGAUGCACGCCCCUAUCCCGUGCAAGGCAGCAUAGGAGGGAGCAGUGGGUCGUACCCCUAUGCGUACCCGACGCCAGUGGAGGAAGAGUCGAUGUGGGGAGCAUCGUUAAGCCAAGCAGAGUGGGCGCGGUUUCUAGAUGUCAUGCAGCGGCCUCCAGGGGAGAGGGGAUGAGACUUUGCUUGACACAUCCUCGCUGCUCUUGGCACUAAACACUCCUACGACACCGCGACGACAAUGUGUACGUUUUUUCUUUUUCUUUUUCUUUUUUCUCGGUUUUUGGAUCUAGAUACCUAUACCUCUACCUGGCAUUUUUGCAUCGCACUGUUUUAGCUAUCCGAGUCGAAUCGACGCUGCA